This is a messenger RNA of Tribolium madens (black flour beetle), 1041 nucleotides long. RefSeq names its product 23 kDa integral membrane protein-like. The transcript has 5 exons. Gene Ontology annotation, cellular component: membrane. The coding region runs from base 91 to 804 and encodes 237 amino acids. Lineage: Eukaryota; Metazoa; Arthropoda; Insecta; Coleoptera; Tenebrionidae. The record is from RefSeq and is a predicted model, not a curated record.
CGCCAACCACAACACUUUCUGACCAAUCCCGAGCCCCCAAACCCUCGCUUCAUUCGAAGUUGGGCUAAGUUGCGAAGAAACCACCCCAAGAUGCAGACGUGUGAAUUGGGCGUCGUCAAGUACAUUUUGUUCACUUUCAAUUUAAUUUUCGCGAUUUCAGGCAUCGGGCUGAUCGUCGCCGGAGCGUUCGUCCUUUCAGAUGUGGGCGAGUUCGAGCACUUCAUGGAGGGGCGCAUUUUGGCCCCGCCGGUGGUGCUCAUCGUCGCGGGGUGCAUCGUGUUUCUGGUGGCCUCUUUGGGGUGCUAUGGGGCUAUCAGGGAGUCCUACUACAUGCUCAUGGCUUUUGCGCUCUGUUUGCUCAUUAUUUUGAUCAUCGAACUCGCGGUGGGAAUUGCGGCCGCUGUCUACAAAAACGACUUCCAAAUGUCCAUGAAGGACAUCAUGAAGAGUUCGAUGCAGCGGUUUGAGAACAGCAAAUCGGAUCGAGUCGCCUGGAACAACCUACAAACUAAAUUGAAAUGUUGCGGAGUGGAAGGCCCCUCCGACUGGCCCGAAAACACGCGUCCUGUCACUUGCUGUCAUGCAAUUCGAGAAGGGGUGGCCCCCCCGGAGGCCCACCAUUGCAGGGCUGCCAAACCCGAAGACGAGAUUUUGUACGUCGAUGGGUGUUUUUACCAACUGCAAGACAAGGCCGAAUCGGCCGCGAAGAUCUUGAUUGGCGUUGGAAUCGGAAUUGCUUUUGUUGAGGUGAUUGGGAUUAUUUUGGCCUGUUGGUUGGCCUCAGCAGUUAAAAAUAAAGAUUAAUUCGGGAAAAAACACACCACGGUAUUUUUCAAAGCAAUCAACUGUACAUUGUAAGGAACGAAAUUAUGAUCAUUUCCGAGGUUUUUUGAACUUGAUUUUGCAUAAAUAAAGUGUUUCAAUUACCGAAAAGUGAAUAGUUGGCGAAAAAUUCGUUUUUAUAAAAUAAGCGACAUUUUCAAUGCAUGCGGCUGUACCUCUUAUCCAUCAAAUAAAAGCAAAUAAUUGUUUAAUUUCUUA